AAACCCGGAACUACAAACCCAUAAACAAAAAGGUUUGGAUAAGGGAACUGUAAAUAUCAAUAAAUAGUAGCGCUAAACGAAAGGAACACAUCUAGCUAGUUAUUCAAAAUGUGAGCGAAACCGAAGAAAACCAAUUGUAAAUACCUUUUUCGUAAGCAGUAGAAUAUCGAUAUUUAUUUUCUCUUCUGCAUAGACCGCUACCGAAGUGACGAACGUUAGGUUACCGUUACUUAGCUAGCUACUAGUGCUAACAGUUACAUUCGCCCGCUAUAUAGAAACAAAGACUGGUUGAUACAACUUUUACUUCUCUACAGAUUAUACCUGUUUCAAUGGUUCAAAGAUCGAGCAAUCCAAUGAGCGUUUAUUUGAACAAUUAUCUAACCGCGUUAUUAAUCCUUUAUCAGUUGAAAAGAAUAUAAGUGGGUAGGUACAGUAGCUACCUAGCCAAAUAGAGAAAGUUUCGAUAAUGACUGCUGCAGUGUUUUUUGGGUGCGCUUUCAUUGCGUUUGGGCCAGCGUUUUCCCUAUUCAUUUUCACAAUCGCCAAAGACCCAUUGCGAGUCAUCAUUCUAAUUGCAGGGGCCUUCUUCUGGCUGGUGUCUUUGCUGUUGUCCUCUCUGGUGUGGUUCAUAGCCAUGAAGGCAACCAAUGCACAAGACCUGAACUUGCAAAAGGGCCUGCUUAUAUUUGGCUGCAUGUUCUCUGUCAUACUGCAGGAGGUGUUCCGCUUUGGGUACUACAGACUGCUCAGGAAGGCAAAUGAAGGACUGGCAGCAAUCAGCGAAGAAGAGAGCUCACCCAUUUCAGUCCGGGAGAUGGCAUAUGUGGCCGGCCUGGGCUUCGGCAUCAUGAGCGGAGCCUUCUCUAUGAUCAACACCUUGUCCGACUCUCUGGGUCCCGGAACCGUGGGCAUGUUCGGAGACUCCCAGUACUACUUCAUCACCUCAGCUCUAAUGACCCUGGCACUCACUCUGCUCCACACCUUCUGGGGCGUGGUGUUCUUUGAUGGCUGUGAGAGGAAGAGAUGGUGGGUGAUUGUGGCGGUGCUCUGUCUCCACCUGGUGGUUUCUGGCCUGUCCCUGUUGAACCCAUUGUACGUGGGAAGCGUCCCCCCAGUGUAUGUCAUCAUGCUGCUGAUGGCUGUCUGGGCCUUCUUCUCGUCCGGAGGCUCCCUCCACAACCUCUCUCUCCUGUGGACUUGUAGGAAAAGUAAUGCAGAGACCUCGUCAUAAUUACGGAGACUAAGAAGGUUUACAAUGGGUAUACCUUCCGCUGCACUUCUGUCUACAAACCCAGCCAGCCAAUCCCGGGUCUCCACACCACUGUCUGCACAUUACCUUUUUCUACAUAAUCCUGACGGGCUAAAUAUCAGCCCAAAAAACCAGCGCUCUCGUGACCUAUGUGAGCCCGUUGAACUGACCAAGGGAAACCCUUCAUGCUGUAUAUAGCUGAAUGACUUGUGUUUACACCACACACACGUGUAUGUUUCUUUUUUUUGUCUUCGGGGGAACAACCUUUUUAACAAUCAAUAAUUUGUUUUCUUUGCCUCGCUGAUCUUUAGCUUUUAAUGAAACCCCCGCUCUUUGUAGUCAAGUGUCUAUUAUUGGUUUGACUGAAAUAUGAACAUUUUCAGUGUGCAUGUGGCGUGUGUCUAAGACUUUCACAACAGUGGAGAUGCUGUGCAUAACAACAGUAAUUCCACAUCAAUUCUAAUUAUUAUUAAAAUUCUGUUAUAAUUAUAAUAAUGACGGUAUCUGCCCUGGCAGAUACCUCCGUGGGUUAGGAAACGCCCUUUAUAUUGAGGGAUUCAUCGAACCUCUUAGGCGACUAAAUGGCUGAUAAUCAUCUUGUUACUCGGCAGACAAUCUUGUUCCACUAAAAGAAGGUGAAAAGAGAGAACGUGGUUCUGUUCACUAGACAACUGUUACGCAUGCAGUUGCCAGCUCCCCACGUGUCCUUUAUGUUCCUGAUUUUGCUUGUUGGUGUUUCCCACCUGGCAGUCAUGAGAGAACCGGGUUCUAUUCCCUAGACCCCAAAUGGAAGGAAACGGAACGAGACACGGCAGGACACCCUGACCCCUAGGAAAUGUUUUCGUUGUAAACCAAUUUUCUACGGCGUGCCCUGCGGAGGAGGACCCUCUGAUUUUUCCCCAACCUUUACCACACCAUUAAGAGAGUAAAACCGAGGACUGCCAUGAGCGGACUGCAGACUUUGGUUAAUUUCCCCCGAACCUCUGGGUACUUUUUCUGGGUUCACAAAAAGUCUUCAUCUAGGAUCAAUUGGGACUCUUCAUUAAUACAAGUCCAGUGUGUCAAUAAUUGUCUGUUUAUGAUGGGGCACCUGUUAGCCUGUUUCGGUGCAAUAUUCCUGGUUAAAAGUAGUGUACGACAUGGGAAUUAGCAUGCCAUUUGGGACAUUCCAGAAGUAAUUGUAUAGAAGUCUUGCAUUGACCGUUUUUGUUUUUCACCAGCACCAUCUGCUUGGCUCUGUCCUGGACCAUACUUGUUGAGCACUGCUUGAUGGAUACUGCGAUGUUCAAGUGCCUGGCUUAGCUGGGUGCAGUCAUGUCUUUUCCCAUGGUCCUCUACAUGGCUGGUGUUUUUUAAGUAAAUGCCCAUUACUUCAGCAGCUUGUCAAAUGGAAACGUUUGGAUGCCCCCAGCUCACCAACCAGUUGAAGUCUCCACCUUUACCUAAUGACUUAUGGUUUUCUAAUCUGUUUUGUGGUCACCUCGACGUGUUUCAUUUCCCCUGUCGCUUGUGUGUGUGUGUUUGGGUUUUUUCUACCUACCCACUCCUGUGUGAUUAGUGGGUGCAGUCUUUAGAAACAGGCAGCAAAGGUUAAAAGUUUAACGCUCUAUGGUUUGUCAGUUGAACAAUGGGGGUGCCUGGCCGCGCCGGAGUCCACGUUGGGGUUGUUUGGUUGGUGAGCCUUUGUUCUGCCGAUGACCACUGCCAACUGUGGGCUUCACCCACUCUACCAAUGUCGGUGGUGACCAGCCCUGUACUGUUUCCUCCCAGAGCGUACCUGUUGGUGCAGAGCGUUAUCUGGCUACGUAUAAGUCAGACUCCACCAAACACGCACCUGCCAGCGCCCACAUCCAGAUAAGUGGUGGAAAAUCACACUGAAGCCUGGCACUGCCAUGUACAGUACAUAUGGUACUGUCAAGAUUGUGCAUAUCAACCGUGGUUUGGAAAUUCGCUUUGUCAUUGCAGCGUCUGAGGGCCACGGUUCAGGAAAUGGAUAGAAAAGCGGUGGGGUUCUGCCACAUCCGCUGUCGUUGUUUGUGCUGAUGGCAUUUUGGGAACAUCUGUAUUUCGUUCUGAUUAUGCUAGUUGAAAUUGUAUUAUACAAGCCACACUAGAAAAGGACCAUCCUGAUCUUAGCUUAACGGAAUGCAAAUGUCCGAGAGCAGGAUGGUUUGUACGAGGCAAAACUUUAACUAUCCAUGUUUGUGUAUUAAUUUGUCUGUCAUUUUAAGCUAAUAUGGGUUUUGAUCAAUAAACUGCGUUAUGCUCCUUGUAAUUGUUUUAAAAUUACGGGGAUUAAUUCUGCUAAUUAUUUUUUGUAAUAAAUAUGAAUGGGAUUGCCCACGUACCAUGGU
Esox lucius (northern pike) is the source of this 3603-nucleotide messenger RNA. RefSeq lists its product as uncharacterized. The record is from RefSeq and is a predicted model, not a curated record. Gene Ontology annotation, cellular component: endoplasmic reticulum; membrane; gamma-secretase complex. Gene Ontology annotation, molecular function: protein-macromolecule adaptor activity. Gene Ontology annotation, biological process: Notch receptor processing; positive regulation of catalytic activity; protein processing. Bases 467 to 1231 code for a protein of 254 amino acids. The transcript is spliced from 7 exons. Lineage: Eukaryota; Metazoa; Chordata; Actinopteri; Esociformes; Esocidae.